AUGCAACCACUUACACCACCCAAUACCAAGAUCUCGUACCAGGCAGCAACAAAAGAGCACCUGCAGCGGAAGCCCAAUCCACUCGGUUAUACCCCCUUUGAGUAUUGGAAGGGCCCUAAACCAGUAAUACCAGGCUCAAAGCAGCCACACAGGCCGAACAACACCGGGAGAACUACCACAAUUGCGGUAACGUCGCUCCACGCGAGCAGCGACCCUACGGCACAGCAAAAUUCGACUGUAGUAGCGUCGGGUUUCCCAGCCGAGAAGCAGGGCCGACUCGGGGAGAAGGCUUCUCUCGACUAUACAAAUAUGGGUUGGGACACUCCAGAGCACGGAGGCAGAGCUGCUGGUCCAGCUUCCUUCCAGGUUCGCGACGCUAACGGUAACGUCGAGCUGCUAUCGGGACAGCCGCCCUCAUAUGCGAACGCACAACUACCGCCUAGAGACAUGAAGGGCGAACCAUCGCGGUGGAAUCCGCGAUACUGGCGAAAGCGCACAUGGGCCGGCGUGGCCCUAGCAGUGAUCGUCGCAAUUGUAGUUGGAGUAGUCGCUGGCGUCCUGGUUGCCAAGGCCAAUCGCUACCCCGACUAUACCAAAUUGACUUACACCCUGGAAGAGACGUACUCGGGCACCGAUUUCUUCGACAACUUUGAUUACUUUGAAGGAUACGACCCCUCGGGAGGCUUUGUGCACUAUGUCCCUCAGGCCAGGGCUGAGCAACUGAACCUGACCUAUGCCUCCUCGAGCUCAGCCGUCUUGAAAGUCGACACUUCGGUCGGAAACACUUCGAGCCCUGACGCAUCGACGGGUCGCUUCUCCGUCCGCGUCACAUCCAAGACGCAGUACGACCGGGGCCUGUUCAUCUUCGACGUCAAGCACACGCCCCUCGGCUGCGGCACGUGGCCGGCGCUGUGGCUGAGCGACCCCAGCAACUGGCCGGACAACGGCGAGAUCGACGUCAUGGAGACGGUCAACGUGGUGGGCACCACGGACAACCAGAUGACGCUGCACACGGACUCGGGCUGCGCCAUGGACGUGAAGCGCAAGAUGACGGGGACGUCGAUCCAGGCGGACUGCAACAACGCGACCAACUCGAACGCCGGGUGCGGCGUGGCGGGCGCGUCGUCGUCGUACGGGGCCGACUUCAACGCGGGCGGCGGCGGCGUCAUGGCCGUCGAGUGGCGCGACGAGGGCAUCCGCAUGUGGCAGUUCGCGCGGGCGGGGAUCCCGGCCGACAUCACGGGCGGCAGCCCGGACCCGAGCUCGUGGGGCACGGCGGCCGCCGACUUCCCCAACACGGACUGCUCCGUGUCGGGCCACUUCAAGAACCAGAGCAUCAUCGCCAACAUCGACCUGUGCGGCAGCUGGGCCGGCAACGUCUACGCCGACAGCGGCUGCCCCAGCGACUGCACCACCUACGUCGCCAACUACCCCCAGGCCUUCACCAACGCCUACUGGGAGUUUGGCGCCUUCCAGGUCUACAAGUCGUCGUGA
Molecule: messenger RNA, 1494 nt
Organism: Neoarthrinium moseri
Lineage: Eukaryota; Fungi; Ascomycota; Sordariomycetes; Amphisphaeriales; Apiosporaceae
Exons: 3
Coding region: 1-1494 (497 amino acids)
Biological process (GO): glucan catabolic process
Molecular function (GO): hydrolase activity, hydrolyzing O-glycosyl compounds
Source: RefSeq, a predicted model, not a curated record